AUGAGUGCCGAAAUUUGGACGGUCCUCCCGCUUCCGCCGACAGAUCCUGCCAGUCUACAGACUGCCACCACGGAGCAGUCUAGCAGCGUGCUGUGCAUCCUUCACUUGUCCCGAGCCCGGGCGGCACAGAGAGCCGCCGCGGCCUCCGAAGACUUUUGCAAGCGGCUGAGGCUUGGCAACUGCGCCCUCGAGGCUCUCUUGUCCUUACCUCCGGCGGGCCAAGCCUAUGUGCUCAAGACCUUCUGCGCCCCGCGGAACGAUCCGGCCGGCGCAUUGUGCCGGCAGGUCGAGGUCUUGCGCCGCCUUGGGAAUCAGGCGCCCUACUCUACGGCGCUGGAGCAGGCAACCAUCCGAGUGCCCACCAGCGGCGCGAUCCUCGGGCGCUGCGUUCCGGAGGUGACCGCCCUGUGCUGGCACGACACGGAUCCUGUGGCGGCGGCACACUGCCGCAUCUCUUGCAUCAAUGGCCAGUUCUCUGUGUGCGACCUCGGGGCAGAGGAGGAGGGGACACUUUUCGACGGCCGGCGCCUGGGCGCGGCCUGGUGCCCACUGAAGGACGGGACGAACCUCGACCUGGGUCCCAUCCGCAUCCGCGUGGAGCUGAAGCCGGUCCAAGCGGCUCCGAGCCAGGCCCAGAAGCCGAGCGCCCCGGCCAAGCGGGGCGCCUGGCGAUCUGCAAAGCGCAAGGGUGCGGACGCACCGGCGGAGCCUGAGCCUGCGCAGCCCAAGCGCCCCAAGGCGGACCUCAAGAAGAUCACGGCUCCACUUCUUCGAGAGCCUUCGCCUGAGCCACAACCUGCCGGUCUUAGAUCCACGGCACAGCUGCAGACUCCCUUCGCUAUGCCUGGGGACCCGGUGCCGUCACCACCGAGCCCUCCACGCCUCCGCAGUGGG
Messenger RNA from Symbiodinium necroappetens, 894 nucleotides. Lineage: Eukaryota; Dinophyceae; Suessiales; Symbiodiniaceae. The record is from the annotation of a GenBank genome assembly.